GCGGUCCCAUGAGUGCUGGCUACCGUCGUCUGAAAUUGCUUUCGAGCCGGUCAGACUCUCAUCGACCAGGGAAGGGGAGCUGUACAUUGUCCCAUGAGUGCUUGCCAUUCGCGAGCGCACACGUUGAGCCGCCAAGUGGCUCACUACCAGGUAACCCAUUCAUGUGGCGGUUUCUUCAUUCGCCGGCAGAUUGAUUACCGUCUUUCUGAAUCAGACGUGCUGCAUCACAGAUCGGACUAUCCAGUGGACCGACCGAUUGUACGUGUGACAUGACACAAUUUUUAUGUUUAUUUUGCUUGCUGCUCUGCUUGAUUGGUUGAUUGAUUGAUUAAUCAAUCAGUCUUCCGUUCAUUUCGACCCAUUUUGGAUCUCUCCUCAUCGGCAGGCUCACGGAAUUGGUGGGCAGGAAUUUCGGUUCUUUAUCGAGUGUUUUGGGAAUCUUCGGGUUAAUUAAUUAGUCUGCGAUCUUCAGUGAAUGACCAAUUGGAUACGGGGGAAAGACUGUCCCUCGGGCAUCCGGUGGAGGGAGCAAAAAUUCAGAAUAGUUGGCAAUCCAUUUCCCUAGUCUCUGGUUUAGGUACAGAGGUUUAUAGCGGUUGGAAGAACGUCAUGAGCUUUAAGCUCUCAAAUGGUUUGCGCCMMGGAAUCCAAAGAUCGGUGUUUUGUAGCUGAGGCUGAAGAGGAACUGGAUUGUGAAGAGAGGCAAGCCAUCCUUCUGCACGAAGCCAUCAGGGCAGGCCAAUUGCUAAUCAUCCCCCUCUUCUCCCCCCCCCCCCCUUCCCCACUUGUCGCGUCGCAGACUCUUCUGCGGCUCUGCUCGACGACGGCGCUCUCACACCGAAACUCAGGAGGGGUAUUGGUUUGGGACAACAGUGAAACGGGUUUUUUAUGGUUUUGAGUUUUCGCGAGAGAGAGAGAGAGAGAGAGAGAGAGAGAGAGAGAGAGAGAGAGAGAGAGAGAGAGAGAGAGAGAGAGAGAGAGAGAUCCGGAGAGGUGGGGUGGCGGGGAGGCGGAGAUUGGUGCGGGUGCGAGAGGGGAGAAAGAUCGGGGGCUUCUGGGUUUGUGGAGGGGUGGCGAUUGUAGUGGGUGGGAGAAGGGAUUUAAUCUCGUAGAGGCAAGCUGGCUUCAGCAGGCAGGUCCCCCCCUAGAGUGGGGCGGUUUCAAAGGUUGCAAGCGUCGCCUGGGGAAUCGCCAGAUAGGGGCGGGAUGGCGGGGAUUCGGAUGAGCGAAGAAUUAGAAGGUAUAGAGAACCAGUUGAAGGAUUUGUUUAAGCAGUUAAGUUCCGGCUUCCAGAAGCUAGAAAAACUCAAGGACCAGGGUCGUCAGGCCCGUCAGCUUGAGGAAUUGACGGGCAAGUUGAGAGAAUGCAAACGCUUAAUUAUGGAGUUCGAUCGCGAGAUCAAGGCUCAAGAAGCGAGUAACCCCGAAUCCCUAACAAGGGAGCUCAACGACACGAAGCAAUCGAUGAUCAAAGAACUAAACGGGUAUGUAUCGUUGAAGAAAACCUAUGCUUCUACUUCGGGUGGAGGAAGGGCGGGGUUGGGGAUUGAUGGAGGAGGGGCUGGUGAGGAUGGGGGAGAGGCUUUCCAGAGGAAGGCGGCGAUGAUGAGCACGGAGGAGCUGAAAGAUCAUGGCCGCAAAGUUAUGGACAAUACCGAUCAAGCGAUCGAAUCCGCUCAGAAGAUUGUCCAUCAAACUGUGAACAUUGGCGCCCAAGUGGCAAUCACGACGAAAGGCCAGACGGAGCAGAUGAAGAGAGUGAUCAACGAGCUUGAUGACAUUCAUUUCAGCAUCAAGAGGGCUACGAAGCUGGUGAAAGAAAUCGGUCGGCAAGUUGCAACCGAUCGAUGCAUUAUGGCAUUUCUGGUCUUGAUCGUGUUGCCAGGCUUGCCAAGGGAGAAGGCCAAAAGAGUGACAACGAGAGUCCUGGGUCGGAAUUUCAGGGUGUAACCAUCAAUAUAAGCAGCCUGCUACAAACUUCAUGCCAUACACAAG
Molecule: messenger RNA, 1995 nt
Organism: Chara braunii
Lineage: Eukaryota; Viridiplantae; Streptophyta; Charophyceae; Charales; Characeae
Source: the annotation of a GenBank genome assembly